CUUCGUAAAACCCUGGCUUUCCCAUUCUAUUCAAUUUCACUGAGUAUUUUCAUCAAACACCAUGAGCUCCCUACCAAACCCCAACCUUCUUCAAUCCCUAAUGACCAACCUUCAUCUUCAAGCUGGAGACACCAAUCCUGACUUCGAUCCUUCCUUCGAGAGAUUCCUUCUCGGUGAGGAUGAUUCCGACGACGAAAUCCGUCCCUACCAAGACGGAAAACAAGCAAUCUACUUAGAAGAAACUAGGUUGGAAGCUGAAAUCAUCAGAAGAAUCCUAACUGGUAGAGCUGAUACUAUGAAACCGAAUUCAGGCGAAGCGAUUCCGAUUCGCGAAAACAGUGUUUGUGUUGGGUGUCAUGAAGAUGAGGAUGGUGAGUAUCUUGUCUGGGAAUGGCAUGGUCAUAUUAUGUGUUACACCGAUGAACGUGGAUUUGCACCUGAGUAUGUUUAUGGGAAUUACUUUCAGAAGUUGGCCACAAUUGAGCGUGUCGGUGAACCAACUAAGAGCGAGAAUGUUGCAGAGACUACUGGGAAUCAGGGUUUGAGGGAUUUGAUUGGCGAUACUCUCAGCACCACCCCUGCUAGGAUUCUUCAUCGCAAUGUCAACGCUGGUUCUUCCAGGUUCUAAGAAUUUCGUGAUUGAAUUUUCAAGUUCAAAGGGUUGGAAGCAGAGGUGUCAUAGCCAACAUCUCAUUCCCUUGGUGAAGCAAAGAUAGUUUUCCGCUUUUCAUAGUGCAAAUCUCAAAAUUAAGCUUGCAUCUGUAUGUCUUUUGAGCUUUAAAAUCAUACUUGUAAAGGAUGCGUGACAUUUUUUUUUGGAUACAACCAGACUUGGUUUUUUAAUAAUUCAUUAUCUUUGCUGGGUGAAUUAAUAAUUCAUCAUUUUUA
Cicer arietinum (chickpea) is the source of this 888-nucleotide messenger RNA. RefSeq lists its product as uncharacterized. NCBI's taxonomy places the organism in Eukaryota, Viridiplantae, Streptophyta, Magnoliopsida, Fabales, Fabaceae. The record is from RefSeq and is a predicted model, not a curated record.